Aethina tumida (small hive beetle) is the source of this 1125-nucleotide messenger RNA. RefSeq lists its product as uncharacterized. NCBI's taxonomy places the organism in Eukaryota, Metazoa, Arthropoda, Insecta, Coleoptera, Nitidulidae. Gene Ontology annotation, biological process: sensory perception of smell; detection of chemical stimulus involved in sensory perception of smell. Bases 1 to 1125 code for a protein of 374 amino acids. Gene Ontology annotation, molecular function: olfactory receptor activity; odorant binding. Gene Ontology annotation, cellular component: plasma membrane. The record is from RefSeq and is a predicted model, not a curated record. The transcript is spliced from 5 exons.
AUGUAUCAUCAAACCAUAAACUUCUGGUUCACUUUAUUGAGAUGCAUUGGUAUGAGCCCUGAUAGGCCAAAAAAUUACUUUACGUUCAUCUUCAUUGUGACAUUAGGAAAUAUCAUUUUUGGCCUUGUAUUAGCAGACUUUUUCUACAAUCCAGACGCAAGUUACAUGGACGCCAUUGAGUCCAUUGUGCUCUUCAGUCACAUGUUGUCGAAAACUAUAGCCAUCUUCAUGUUUUCGAAAGGAAUUCGACGGCUGUCUGAAAACUUGAAGAACUUUUGGAGCUUCGAAGAUCAUGAACAUUUAAGGGAAGAUUGUUAUAACAAAUUAAUAUCAUUGCAUAAAGGAGCUAAGAUGUAUUUGAGUUACUACGUCAUAGGUUGCUCAUCAAUAUUAAUGCUACCGUUGGUUACAUCCAGAACUUUGCCAAUGUAUGUUUACGUACCAGAAGCUCUAGGCUCAAAUUUCAUUUGGGCACUCGAAACCUUUACUGUUCCCUUAUUAGAUUUAAACGUCUUCUCCUUUGACUACCUGACUUUCACCUUCCUGCAGUUGACAAUAAUGCAGUUCCAGCUUCUGAACUCGUCAAUUAGCCAACUGAAGUUUGGAAAGGGCCAAGACAAUGAGAAGUUGAAAAUGCAGUUGGCGAAAAUUAUAAGGCACCAUAUUUUCUUGUUGGAAUUCGUCAGAACGUUAAAACAGGUCACGUCCAUGCCCCUUUUGGUCCAGCUAUUCAACACCGUUUCUGCCUUUUGCAUCGAACUUUAUUUAAUGAGAAACCAUAUUGACAUGGGACACGCUUUAGUUGGAAUUCUUCAUUCGGUGGUGAUUUUCAUCCAAAUUUGCUACUUCUACUGCGGUCCCUGCCAGGAUGUUAUGGACCAGGGCCUUAAAAUCGCCGACACAAUUUACUCCAUCAACUGGUGCCAGCUGGACGACAACAAGCUGAAGAUGUACUUGAAGCUCAUUAUUCUGAUGAGCAACAAAGAGAUUAUCUUUAGUGCUGCCGGCUUUUUUCGAAUCAAUAUGGCCACUUUGGUUACGGUGUUCAAAACCAGCCUUUCCUUUUACUCUUUUUUGUUAGCAAUGGAAACGAAGGAGGGACGUGUAAAGACGCUGGCUUUUUAA